UCCAAAACUAACCUCUCACCGCAAGCUGCCUAUCAGCCCAAUCAACAUUUGCAGGAGAACACCGUCUAAAAUGGUAAUUUCAAAUGAGAUCCAGGUUUAAUGGCCAGCUAAACUGCCACGUCAAUAGAGGACUAAGCAGAAUAAUAUACGCUUCAUAGAUGCCUUACCAUUCCCAUACUUGGCUCUCUCACGUUCUAGUUAAAAGCACUCCCGCCCCCCCACUCUGCGGCCCUUGCUACAAGUUACCCUGUUUGGUCACUAUCAUUACAUACAACAUCAACAAUAUCAUUGUAUCAUUAUGCCGUCCGAUCUCACAUCAUGGAUCCCCGGAAACAAGACGAAGAAAAGGGUCAUCCGCGAGACUCUUACGAGGACUAUCGGGGCGGCCGCGGGGGCAGCAGCCAAGGCUAAUCCAGUUGUAAAGACCAUACAAGCAGGGUACAAUAUUAUGCAAUUAGGAAAUACGAUCAAGAAGGCGAAUGAGACAGCUAGCCAUAUAAAUGAAUUAGUCCCCAAGGCCACAGAAUUGGUCGGAGCUGCACAUCAGUUCGUCCCUUCGAUUCAGGUGAUGGGCCGGUCGGUUUGCGACAGUCUGAAGCUCUUUGGCUAUUUCAGUACCAUCGCAACUACUGUUGGUAUCGGGUCUAAUAUGAUCUUGACCUACCAGGGAGUCCAAGCGCUCAACCUCAUCGCCACUAGGCUCAAAGACAUCUCAGAUACCCUCGCAGCGCAAACUGCCCUCAUGGCUCAAAGAGAGUUUCCCGAACUGGUUUAUUAUAUGAUCCGUGAGCGAUUGGCCCAGACCUCUCAGGAUCCCGAGGUUGAACACUGGUUUUAUGUCUUCCACCCAGACAACGAUUGGUACCCCAAGUUCUUCCAUCUCAUCGAAUCCAAUCCACUUGAUCCCCGGUUCUGCGGCUACACGAACCAGAUCGACACGGUCUUUGUCUUUAUGCUUGCAACACGAAGGUAUAUAGAAAAGAAGAAUGCGCGUUCUCAAAGGUACGGGAAACCGCCCCGGCCAGUGCGCCUACAUCUCCUCAUCCCAGCCUACCAGCCUAUACUUAUUGCCGAGGCGCUCGAAAUCCCGGAUGACAUCGGAGACUUUGUCAUAGAAGGGCGCAUUCAUAAUACUAGGGAGCUUGUCUGGUUUAACUUACCAGAGGACCAAAAACAUCAUACUAUGGAUAUCGGACAGUGGUUACCGCCCGAGAGAGGCUGGUGGUCCUGGGCUAUGACAAAGUUCGGAUUGAAGGAAACGCCGCCUGAGCUAAAACAGCGCAGGAUAUUAGGGACGAGACAACGAGGACAAGAAGAUAAGGAUGAGAAUGCUAAUAAUAUUAAGGAAGACGGAGAAGAUCAUGAUAUCGAGUCAGACACCGCAUUAUCUAGACGUCGGGGAAACGACGAGAAAGCCCGAGAACAGGGAAAACCGCUACAUCACCGCCAGCGGCCACAAGAGAGGCGCCACCGUUAGGUUGGUAUGAAUAUAAAAAUUAUAAAUAAUUGAAAUACAUUUUAGUAUACAAGAACAUCCAGAAGAGAUAUCCAUGGUCAAUAUUAAAUGAAAUCUUAGAGGUACUUAUCGUUUAAAUUAUCUGGACGAGUAAUUAUAUUUAUUAUGUCAGGGUUAAUGUUGGUAGUUAGUUUUACAUGUUAGAAUUAAAGAUGCGCCAAAGUUUCUAGC
Messenger RNA from Daldinia decipiens, 1687 nucleotides. RefSeq lists its product as uncharacterized. Lineage: Eukaryota; Fungi; Ascomycota; Sordariomycetes; Xylariales; Hypoxylaceae. The record is from RefSeq and is a predicted model, not a curated record. Bases 299 to 1477 code for a protein of 392 amino acids. The transcript has a single exon.